Molecule: messenger RNA, 1805 nt
Organism: Bactrocera tryoni
Lineage: Eukaryota; Metazoa; Arthropoda; Insecta; Diptera; Tephritidae
Product: aldehyde dehydrogenase X, mitochondrial-like
Exons: 6
Coding region: 190-1647 (485 amino acids)
Molecular function (GO): aldehyde dehydrogenase (NAD+) activity
Source: RefSeq, a predicted model, not a curated record
AACUUAUUAUAAAAAGCGACCACAAAUCAGCAAGUUUAGUUGUGCCUGUGCUGCGGACGAAAUUGUGGUGAAAUUAGCUCUUAGAGUACCUAAGCCGGUGCGUGAAGUGUGUAGUCUUUCGAACUGAAGUGUUCUAAAUUAAAAAAAUAUAUAUAUUUUAAAUAAUUAAUUGUGAAAACUACAAACAUCAUGGCUAAUCCAAAUGAAGUACCAAAAUAUACACAGCUUUUUAUCAACAAUGAGUUCGUCGACGCCGUCUCUGGAAAAAAAUUUCCAACUAUUAAUCCAGCAACUGGCAAGGUGAUUGCUGAAAUUGCGGAGGGUGAUAAGGCUGACGUCGACUUGGCUGUAGCUGCCGCUAAGAAAGCAUUCCACAGGAACUCGGCAUGGCGCAAACUGAGCCCACUCGAACGUACAGCGCUCAUCGAAAAGCUCUGCAGUCUGAUGGAACGUGACAAAUACAUCCUGGCUAGCCUGGAGACCCAGGACAAUGGCAAGCCAUUCACAUCGGCCAUAGGUGAUGUCAUGUUCGCCAUUAUGUCAUUGAAAUACUAUGCUGGCUGGACCGACAAAUUUUUCGGUGACACCAUACCCGGUGGUGAUUUCGUUGUACAGACACGUAAAGAACCCAUUGGUGUGGCUGGUCAAAUCAUUCCAUGGAACUAUCCCUUGGUUAUGUUGGCAUGGAAGUGGGCACCCGCUCUCGCUGUCGGUUGCACGAUUGUCAUGAAACCCGCCGAACAAACACCACUUACCGCUCUUCAUAUGGCCGCUUUGUCUAAGGAAGCUGGUUUUCCUGCUGGUGUCAUCAAUGUCAUACCCGGCUACGGCCCCACCGCGGGUGCUGCGAUAUCAGAACAUCAUGACAUACAGAAGGUCGCAUUCACUGGUUCCGCAGAAAUUGGACGCAUCAUUAUGCAGGCGGCAGCCAAGUCGAAUUUGAAGCGUGUUACGCUGGAAUUGGGUGGCAAGAGUCCAUUUGUGGUAUUCGACGAUGUUGAUGUUGACAAAGCUGUGCAGUUAACACACGACGCAAUUUUCCCCAAUCAAGGUCAAACUUGUUGCGCCGGCACCCGCACCUAUGUGCAUGAGAAGAUCUACGAUGAAUUUGUUAAAAAAUCUGUGGCUUUGGCGAAGGCUCGUAAAAUUGGUGAUCCUUUUGAGGCGUCAACUAAUCAUGGUCCACAAAUCGAUGAGGAAAUGAUGAACAAAAUUUUGGGUUAUAUUGAAAUUGGCCAAAAACAGGGUGCUAAGCUGCAAUGUGGUGGCAAGCGCGUCGGCAAUGUCGGUUACUUUAUCGAACCAACGGUGUUCUCCGAUGUUACAGACAAAAUGAGAAUCGCACAGGAAGAGAUCUUUGGACCGGUUAUGUCUAUCUUGAAAUUCAGCGACAUUGAAGAGAUCAUCGAUCGUGCCAAUGACGUGGAAUACGGCCUAGCCGCUGGCAUUCUUACCAAUGACAUCAACAAGGCGACGAAAUUCGCCAACAACGUGGAUGCCGGUUCCGUUUGGAUCAACUGCUACAGUGCUGUGCUGCCACAAGCACCGUUCGGUGGCUACAAGCAAUCUGGUAUCGGACGUGAGAUGGGUCGCGAUGGUUUGAACAAUUAUCUGGAGACCAAAACCAUUACCACCAAAAUAGUCUAAGUCAGCGCCCCAGUAGUUUGUGUCACAAUUAAACUAUUUUUUUCACAUUUAUACUUUAAUUAAUGUUAUUAUAUAAUAUGUUUCUGUUAAACACGCACACAGUGGUUAAAAGCACUAAAAAUUCAUAUAAAAAUCAAUAAAUAAUAUUUGAGAUAAAA